Molecule: messenger RNA, 4302 nt
Organism: Nannospalax galili (Upper Galilee mountains blind mole rat)
Lineage: Eukaryota; Metazoa; Chordata; Mammalia; Rodentia; Spalacidae
Gene: Adra1a
Product: adrenoceptor alpha 1A
Exons: 3
Coding region: 355-1632 (425 amino acids)
Biological process (GO): cell-cell signaling; regulation of cardiac muscle contraction; positive regulation of cytosolic calcium ion concentration
Cellular component (GO): membrane
Molecular function (GO): alpha1-adrenergic receptor activity
Source: RefSeq, a predicted model, not a curated record
CCGCUAGGAUGGAUCAGAGAAGCGGACAUCACUAAGCUCUAGGAUUGUAUUCUUCUCUUGUCCCCUUGAACCUCUCUGCAAGCCCCCUCGGGUAGGGAAGAGUCCCGUGACUCCUGCACGCCCCUGGCCAUGUCACCUUUAAUCCGUGCCUCAGUGUGGCCCUCUGAGGGUUCCCAGGGCUGGCCUGGGUUGUUUCCCACCGGUGCGUUCUCUCCCUCCCCCAGCCCAGCCCUGCUGGCAGGACCCCAUCAAGCCCAGACUUUUUGACUUGUGGCUCUCUUUCCCGCCUCCGCCCCCAACAGGAGGGUGGCCCUCCAGAGCCGGACUUCGCCCGGCCCCCGGCUGGCUGGGACCAUGGUGUUUCUCUCUGGAAAUGCUUCCGAAGGCUCCAACUGCACCCACCCGCAGGCACCAGUGAACAUUUCCAAGGCCAUUCUUCUCGGGGUGAUCCUAGGGGGCCUCAUCAUUUUCGGGGUCCUGGGAAACAUCCUAGUAAUCCUCUCGGUGGCCUGUCACCGGCAUCUGCACUCGGUGACUCACUACUACAUCGUCAACCUGGCGGUGGCCGACCUCUUGCUCACCUCCACUGUGCUGCCCUUUUCCGCCAUCUUCGAGAUCCUGGGCUACUGGGCCUUCGGCAGGGUGUUCUGCAACAUCUGGGCGGCGGUGGACGUCCUGUGCUGCAGUGCGUCCAUCAUGGGCCUCUGCAUCAUCUCCAUCGACCGUUACAUCGGUGUGAGCUACCCGCUGCGCUACCCCACCAUCGUCACCCAGAGGAGGGGCGUCAGAGCUCUGCUCUGCGUCUGGGCACUUUCCCUGGUCAUCUCCAUCGGGCCCUUGUUCGGCUGGAGGCAGCCGGCCCCCGAGGACGAAACCAUCUGCCAGAUCAACGAGGAACCCGGCUACGUGCUCUUUUCGGCGCUGGGCUCUUUCUACGUGCCGCUGGCCAUCAUCCUGGUCAUGUACUGUCGGGUGUACGUGGUGGCCAAGAGGGAGAGCCGAGGCCUCAAGUCCGGCCUCAAGACCGACAAGUCGGACACCGAGCAAGUGACGCUCCGCAUCCACCGGAAAAAUGUCCCUGCAGGAGGCGGCGGGGUGAGCGGCGCCAAGAACAAGACGCACUUCUCAGUGCGGCUGCUCAAGUUUUCCCGGGAAAAGAAAGCGGCCAAAACGCUGGGCAUCGUGGUGGGCUGCUUCGUCCUCUGCUGGCUGCCCUUCUUCGUGGUGAUGCCCAUUGGGUCUUUCUUUCCUGAUUUCAAGCCCCCGGAAACAGUUUUUAAAAUAGUAUUUUGGCUCGGAUACCUAAACAGCUGCAUCAACCCCAUCAUAUAUCCAUGCUCCAGUCAGGAGUUCAAGAAGGCCUUUCAGAAUGUCUUGAGAAUCCAGUGUCUCCGCAGAAAGCAGUCUUCCAAGCACGCCCUGGGCUACACCCUGCACCCACCCAGCCAGGCCCUGGAGGGGCAGCACAAGGACAUGGUGCGCAUCCCUGUGGGAUCAGGAGAGACCUUCUACAAGAUCUCCAAGACAGAUGGGGUCUGUGAAUGGAAGUUUUUCUCUUCCAUGCCUCAUGGAUCUGCCAGGAUUACAAUGCCCAAGGACCAAUCUACCUGCACUACAGCCCGGGACUUUUAACCACGAAACCACGUGCACACAGCUCCGGCGGAGCCCAGUUGGAACACUGCACCUGCUCUGGGCCUCCAACCCAUGCUGAGGAGCAGGGCUGAGUCCACACCUUCCAAAAGCCAUGGAAACAGUGGCCUCUGACCCCCCAAAGCCCCUGCAAGAUGAGUGAGUGGACAUGACCAUGGUGGGGCUGGGCGGGAAGAGAGUUAGGAUUUCAGUAGAGGACGCUGGCCCCUGGCCAGUGGUAUGGACAGCAUGAUCCUGCUUGUGCUCCCCAGACCUUAAUGACGUGUGAGUGAGCUGAGAAUGGGCCUUACCUGCUCUGUACAGAAUGUUGCAUUUCAAUCCGCUGCUGCUACAAGAUGGAUUAGAAGUAAUUCCACCUGUGAAGGCUCUGGGGGUGGCAGAGAAUUGAGGUGAUUCACCACAGCCACAGCCAUGGCCCAAAGCGGAGUGGUUUAGUCAUGUUUUGCUGCAUCUGAUAAGCAAAGAACUGCCCUAAAACUGGUGGUUUAUUCAUUUCAAAAGGCAAAAUCAUUACUUCCUUAUCAUGUAGCUCAGGAGUUUAUUACCUUACUCUUUCUGUUGCAUGUUCAAGGGAGUCCCAAGAUAAGCUAGAGAUGAUCAUUGCUAAAGCGAUGGAAAAUACAGAUUUCAUUAGGUUAAAGAAAAAGUCUUAGAGAAAAUGCUGCAUGUAGAGAGAAAAUAUGAUGAACAUUCUGGACGACUGAAUAGGCUGAAUAAAUUGGGAGCAUUUGAAUGUGAGAGAGAAGCAGCUAAGACAGAAAUCCUAACAUGAAUUUAUUGUUCCCAUAUAUAUGUGAUAUAUGAUAUAGAGAUAUAUAAGGCAUAUCACUUCAAACUUGUCAGACCUAUCUUGGGUCAUUCCUGUGUGGCAGAAGGAAAGGGAAGCAGUUACUAUCUACAUUUGGCUCAUGAAGAAAGAGAGCAUAUGAGUUAAGGCUUCUUUUAGACACCCCAUGCCCAGCCUCUGACUCCUUUAUCUAUGACGCACCCAUGUCCCCAGCAUCACCUGUGCAUUUCGACGCUCUAACAUUCAUGCUCCAUUUCUUCAGUCAGUUCCAGCCCAUAACUCCAGCAGUUUGCCCUUUCUCCCCCGCCAUCCUGGCCAGCAUCUGGGAAGCACUUGUGGCCAAGGACGCAGUCACCCGUGCUUGUCUCCUUGGCUAACACACAGGCACACAGCAUUCUGUCCCUUCACCAUAGAUAAGCUGCCACAGAGCCAAGGAAACAGCCAGGGACAGGAAGCUGUUGCUUUGCUCAAUGGGGUGAUGUGUAAGGCAAAGCCAGCUGUGACUGUCACCCUAAGGUCCUCAGGAACACAAAGGUCUUUCAGGGAGCCUGUGAGUCGUUGGGCACACUCUGAUCAGAAGCCACAAAUGGCCUCUCCUCACGGCACAGCCCUCAGCAUGAAAGCAGAGAGAGGCACAGACAGUCCCCAGCUUAUGAGCUGGCUGGGUUCUGAGUUCAUCUGUUCAGAAGUCAAGAAUGUGUUUUUCCAGGAGGCAUUGUUAUAAAUGGGGGAGGGGAAUAUGUUCCCAGAGGAACCAAAAAAAUAAACAUCUAUUUAAUGUACACCAAGAGUUGGCACAUUUUUUCUGUAAAGGGCUAGAUGGUAAAUAUUUUAGACAUGAUCUCUAAGACAAUAUAUUUAAAUAUGGUCUCUAACACACAAUUCUGUUUUGGCCUUGGGGGACCUAAGGGACAAAUCUCUUAAAAUGUAGAUCCAUUUUUAGUUCACAUGAAAACAGGCCCAUGGGCUACACAAUUUGCUACCCAUGCUCCACGCCAGCUUAUGCUAUCCAUCAAACAAUGCUAAUGGUAAACCAUGGGUUUGGGUGAUCAGCACCCAAACAUGCUUUUAAAAAUAGGUCAUUGGUACAUCACUACUGGACUAAAUUAAUGUUCCCAACCUAAGUGAGCUGUUACAUAGUGAUGAGUUCUUAUCCUCGUGGUUUCUAAGCAAGUAGUUGGAGCAGAAGGAAGCAUGUGUUGCCUCCACACUGAGCCCUGUCUGGUCAGCAGAAACCCUGAGUCUAGGGUCUUCUGGGCUUCAUAGAGAAUCUCUCUACGAUGAUCUACCUAACUCAGAGCAACAACAGAAAUCAGAUGCCACUUGAUGGAGGCUGGCCUGAAAUUUUUCCCAGACUCUUUGAACCUUCCAAUGUGGAGGUCCCCAGAAGCAUUCUGGGCUUCUUGAAGAGGGAUUCUGCCCACUGCACCCUUUUGAGUUAGGGCUUUGGGGAACCAACUUAGAACUCAUUAGGAAGAGUCAUGGGACACAAAGAACAUCUAAAAGGCAAAUUAGAUUCUGCCUUCUGUUUCUCCCUUUCCUAUUUUUCUCUUUGCUAUAAAUCUAGAAUCACUUACAGAAGUAGGACUACUAUAAGGAAACAUACUUAGCCGACCCCAGGAUUAUGGAAGCCAUGCUUCCCUGAACUAGUACUUCAUCAGCUAGACCUCCUUCCCUUCUUCUCUAGCCUCAGUGGGCAGUGAGGAGGAGCACGAUGCUCCCAGGUGUGAUUAAGGCUCAGAUCCCAUGGCCUGAGUGCUGAGAAGGAAAAUUCCAUGGCUGGGCUGUGGGUGGGACAGUGGAGCAGAUCUGGCCUGGUCUAGAAGGACCUGGAAAUAUUGGAGCCAUUUAGCAAAAAGACCACA